Molecule: messenger RNA, 605 nt
Organism: Tachysurus fulvidraco (yellow catfish)
Lineage: Eukaryota; Metazoa; Chordata; Actinopteri; Siluriformes; Bagridae
Product: potassium voltage-gated channel subfamily H member 1-like
Exons: 4
Coding region: 1-597 (198 amino acids)
Biological process (GO): regulation of membrane potential; potassium ion transmembrane transport
Cellular component (GO): membrane
Molecular function (GO): delayed rectifier potassium channel activity
Source: RefSeq, a predicted model, not a curated record
AUGGUUAAUAUUUGUAGCUCAUCCUUUGUUGUCUUUCCAAAAUCUGUUUCUACAGAUACAAACUUUGUGCUGGGAAACGCUCAGAUUGUGGACUGGCCCAUUGUCUACAGUAAUGAUGGAUUCUGCAAACUUUCAGGAUACCACCGUGCGGAGGUCAUGCAGAAGAGCAGCACCUGCAGUUUUAUGUAUGGUGAGCUCAUAGACAGAGAAACAAUGGAGAAGGUGCGACUGACAUUUGAGAACUACGAGAUGAACUCAUUUGAGAUCCUAAUGUACAAAAAGAAUAGAACACCACUGUGGUUUUUUGUGAAAAUUGCUCCCAUACGGAAUGAACAGGAGAAGGUCGUACUUUUCCUUUGCACAUUUAAUGACAUCACAGCCUUUGACCAACCAAUUAAAGAUGAAUCCUGUAAAGGUUGGGGUAAAUUUGCACGUCUUACCAGAGCUCUGACCAGCAGUCGAGGUGUCCUGCAGCAGCUCCAGCCCACUGUCCACAAAGGAGAAAAUGUCCAUAAACAUUCCCGUCUGACUGAGGUACAAAUCUUACUCAGGUUUGUCAGGUCCAGUUACCCUGUGUGGCAGGUACAUGUGCAGUAGCUGACUGU